UAAUGGUGUAGGUCGGACGCAGACAAACAUGGAGGUCUAGUUAUCCCUGAUAUCCGCUGGAGAAGGUGGGCGUCCCGCUGAACUGUCUUAUUUUCACUUUUUCUUUGUUAUCCUUUGUUUUCCCCGUGUUCCUACGUUAACAUGGAGAUGAAGAAGAGAAUCGGCCUGGAAUUGAGGAACAAAACCCCAACUGAGGUGGCCGAGCUGGUGGUGGACAACUGUCGCUCCAGCGAUGGAGAAGUGGAGGGUCUUAGCGACGAGUACUCGGAGCUGGAGAUCCUCAGUAUGGUGAACGUUGGCCUCGCCUCGCUCUCCAAACUGCCCUCACUACCCAAACUGCGCAAGUUGGAGGUGAGCGACAACAACAUCUCAGGAGGUUUGGACACGUUGGCAGAGAAGUGUCCCAACCUGACGUACCUGAACCUGAGUGGGAACAAGAUUAAAGAGCUGAGCUCCAUCGAGGUUCUGCAGAACCUUAAGAACCUAAAGAGUCUGGAUCUGUACAGCUGUGAGGUGACCACGCUGGACGACUACAGGGAGAGUGUGUUUGAGCUGCUGCCACAGCUCACGUACCUGGAUGGCUUCGACCAGGACGACAACGAGGUCCCCGACUCUGAGGCCGACAACGAUGAUGAUGAUGAUGAAGCUGGUCCGCACGGAGACAAUGAUGACGAAGAGGAUGAGGAGGAAGGCUCUGACGAGGAGGAAGAAGAGGAGGAGGAGGAGGAGGUUGGACUCUCAUACCUCAUGAAGGAGGGAAUCCAGGAUGAAGAAGAUGAUGGAGACUAUGUGGAGGAGGAGGAAGAGGAAGAGGAAGAAGAGGACGGAGCUGAUGUUCGUGGGGAGAAGAGGAAGAGAGAUGAAGAUGACGAAGGAGACGAUGAUGACGAUGAAUAGUUAAACCACUUACCUAAGCCCCUCCCCUUUUCUCAGCCUCCAUGACCCCUGACCUCACCGGCCGUCAACUCAGAGCUGCACACAGACAGGUUCAGUUUUCAUCAUAGACCGGGUCCUGGCUCUAUGAGCACCUCAAGUCCCUCAGUCCUUCUUCCCUCUUCUCUCAUAGGUGUGGCUUCAGCUGUAACCACGGCUUCGGUCCUGUAGCUCUAGGAAGCUCUUGUGUCACACGGAGCAGGUCCCUUUUUGUAAACUGCGUCACUGGGCCGAUAGGAAAUAUUUGUCAAAGUACAUUAAACACGUGAAUAUUUAUCCUGUUGAGGAUGUGAGACUCGUGACAAGCUCAGUGUUUCUGUGUAAUUUGACACGGAGGUCUCAGAACCAUGGACACCGUUCAUGUUUAUGCGUCAGUUUAAAUUCACUGGUUAAAAUACCAGCAGCUUUCAGAUCUGUAAACUAGUGUUUCAUGGGAGCAGUGAAAUUAAUUGGGCCCUCCCUCAUCCUGGAUUCUUGGACUCUUUCUCAUUCUUCAGGGAGAAAACUGAACACUUGGUCUGGACUUCACACCAUCGCUCUAGGACUGUUACCACAUUUACCCUCUGUCCUCUGUCUUCCUGCGGCUCUCGGUCCGGCUCCCGGCCCCGACUCCCAGUCCCUGGGGGUCUCGUGUCUGGUCUGUGUAAAUAGAAGUGACCUGGCCUGUGUAGGUUUUGUUGUUUUUUUUUAAGUGUGAUGUGGGAAACCUAAAGCUGGAGCAAGUUAAUUUUAUUUUUUUAUUCCUGUCUAUGGAACAUGUUGCUGUAAGCAGAGUGUUUUUGAAUAAAAGCCGCUGCGUUCUCCA
Molecule: messenger RNA, 1738 nt
Organism: Betta splendens (Siamese fighting fish)
Lineage: Eukaryota; Metazoa; Chordata; Actinopteri; Anabantiformes; Osphronemidae
Product: acidic leucine-rich nuclear phosphoprotein 32 family member E-like
Exons: 7
Coding region: 142-897 (251 amino acids)
Biological process (GO): regulation of apoptotic process
Cellular component (GO): nucleus
Molecular function (GO): histone binding; phosphatase inhibitor activity
Source: RefSeq, a predicted model, not a curated record